Mustela erminea (ermine) is the source of this 2283-nucleotide messenger RNA. RefSeq names its product mitochondrial ribosomal protein L19 (gene MRPL19). The coding region runs from base 32 to 910 and encodes 292 amino acids. Gene Ontology annotation, molecular function: structural constituent of ribosome. The record is from RefSeq and is a predicted model, not a curated record. NCBI's taxonomy places the organism in Eukaryota, Metazoa, Chordata, Mammalia, Carnivora, Mustelidae. Gene Ontology annotation, cellular component: mitochondrial large ribosomal subunit; ribosome. The transcript has 6 exons. Gene Ontology annotation, biological process: translation.
GGAGUUGUAGUCUUGACCUUAGUGAACCGACAUGGCGGCCUCCAUGGCAGGGGCCUGCGGGGCCGCAAUGGAGCUGUCCCGAGGCUUUCGAGCCGCCAGGGUGCUGCUCCCUGCUCCAACCUCCAUCGCCUGGCGGGCCCGCGUGGGGCCGGAGCGUCCGCAGAGCACCAGACCUGCUGAGCCCGGCGCGUUCAAGCCGCCGCCGAAACCUGUCAUUGUGGACAAACGCCGUCCGCCGCUUCAGGAAAGGAGAUUCUUGAGUCCUGAAUUUAUUCCUCCAAGGGGAAGAACAAAUCCUCUGAAAUUUCAAAUAGAAAGAAAAGACAUGUUAGAAAGGAGAAAAGUACUCCAUAUUCCAGAGUUCUACGUUGGAAGCAUACUUCGCGUGACCACAGCCGACCAGUUCGCCAGUGGGAAAACCAGCCAGUUUCUGGGGAUCUGUAUCCAGAGAUCAGGAGCUGGCCUUGGAGCUACUUUUAUCCUUAGAAAUACUAUCGAAGGACAAGGUGUUGAGAUUUGCUUUGAACUUUAUAAUCCUCGAAUCCAGGAGAUCCAGGUAGUCAAAUUAGAGAAACGGCUGGAUGAUAGUUUGCUAUACUUACGAGACGCCCUUCCGGAAUACAGCACUUUUGAUAUGGAUAUGAAGCCGGUAGCACAUGAACCUAGCCAUGAUGUUCCUGUGAAUCAGCUGAAAGUAAAAAUGAAGCCUAAACCCUGGUCCAAACGCUGGGAACGUCCCAAAUUUAAUAUUAAAGGCAUCAGAUUUGAUCUCUGUUUAACUGAAGAGCAAAUCAAAGAAGCUCAGAAGUGGAGUCAGCCGUGGCUCGAGUUCGAUAUGAUGCGGAAAUAUGAUACUUCAAAAAUCGAAGCUGCAAUACGGGACGAAAUUGAAGCAUCGAAAAAGUCCUGAUUCUGAGAAUCAGUUCGGUUCUUUGCAGAGGAGAUGCUGACUCCUGGAGGAUUUCUUUAAGGACCAAUUUAAUUUCUUUUAUGAGGACAUAGUCAUUAAAUCAACUUGGCAUUCAUUAGUUUACGAGUACUAUUGUAAAAAAAUAAAUAAAAUGAGCACACCAGUUUGUUACUUUAGAGUUAUAUCAUUACCAAAUGCUCUUCAUCAAGUCUGGACCCUGAACAUGGAAGUGGUAGGAUGAUUUUUUUUAAGUUUGUGAAAUAAAUUGUAAAUACAAGAAAGGGAUGAUAUGAAGAAUAAUAAUAAAGUGAACAUUGAUACCUCAGGGCAAGAGGUAAAACAUUUAGUAAUCUCCAAGAAGGUUAAGAAAUAGAACACUUACUUGGAUUUGUGUGUCUGCAAGUACAUCCUUCUCUCCUCCCCUGGAUACAAGCACUGUCCUGACCGUGUCAGUCAUUCCCUUGCAUUUCUUUUGGUUUAUUACCUACAUAUACAUUCUAAAACAACAUACCUCGUUUGGGGAAACCUGUUGGCAGACACAAGAGAACAAUAUCAUUAUUACAUGAAGGCUUCAGGGAGAACCUAACUCUUCUCGUCAUAGUCCGGCUGCAUUUUCCCUGAGAAUAUAUAAGAUCACUUUGAGGCGGUUCAUGGCUAAGGUCGUGAGUCCUUAAAUAGAAGGCUCACCGCAGGCCAUCUGAUAGGCUGGAGUGUGGGUAACUGAUGCCUGGCAGAAAUGUGGAGGGAGUAGACUGCUCUAUAUGCUCUGGUUUUCACCUCAAGAUGAAUCAAACUCCAGCUCAGAGGACAGCUCAAAACAAUACUUCUGUGGGAUACUGGGGGUGUCCUUGCUGGUCCAUGUAGCUGAAUGGAGUGGAAACCUGGCGUGUGAGGACAUGGUGAAAAUCAGUCUCCGGGCAGUUUGAGCUAGGCUUCCCUGAGCAUGGUGUUCAUCAGGUUAAAAAGAGUACAGUACCACACAGGGCCAGCACAGGUCUUAACAAGGGCAAUGCUCAUGAAGACAUGUAAGACGUCUUAAAUCAUGCUGUGUGGAUCCAGCCUCUGGCGCUUGGCUAAUUGGGGAUUUGCAUUCACUUCUCUCCUGUGCUGAUCAGUUUUCGGGAUUUUUUGGCUUUCUGUUUAAUUGUUACUGUUUUCUGGAACAUAUCUUUUGUUACCAAAACUUCUAGAGGAAGUAUGUACGAAUAUAAAUCUUUUGAGACCUUACAUGUUUAUCAUAUCUAAUAUUUUAUAGAAUUCUAGGUGGGGUGUAAUCUUAAGAAUUUUGAAUAUAUUGCAACAUUGUCUUAUUUCCAGUUGUGUUGCGAAAUUAAAACCUAUUUUGAUUCCUGUUCUUUGUAUGUGACUUGAAA